GUCAGUCGGAGCUCUUCUUUCUUCCUCUCCCAGUUCCAGUUAAACGCUGUGUUGGUUCCAAUCUGGAAGAACUUCAUUCUCUGUCCACCUGUCUCCUAUUACCCCCCUUUCUUUCCCGCCAACUCACCUCUGCCCUCCUUUCACCGGAGAUCAGUCAGGUACCGCUUUGCCCCCAAAUCACCACCGCCUCCUCCUAUCUCCCUCCCCGCCGCCAACUGUCCUCUGUAUAAGUCGCCCUUCUUGACUUCCGACUCCGGACCUUUCUUCGUCUCUGAUCGUUUUCUCUAUGCUGCGACGAUAGUUAUCCUACGACCGGCAAUUUAAUCUCGCCCCUUGAGGGCUUCCCCAGUCACCAUGUCCUAUCAUUCGAACCCCCAAUCCUAUCAGAGCCAUGCGGCCUCUCAUAGGCCGAUUCCGUCGUAUAAUCCGUUGGCCGCGGUGAACGCCCCGGCAGGCACUUUCUUACCAGGAACCAAAGUCCAGGUCGGCAAUCAUCGCGUGGUCGUCGAGAAGUACCUCUCCGAAGGUGGAUUUGCCCAUGUCUACGUCGUGCGUCUUCCACAACCCGUCGAGGGUUCAGAUAGGGCGGUGCUGAAGCGGGUCGCGGUGCCGGACAAAGCGGCGCUCGCGAACAUGCGGACCGAGGUCGAGACAAUGAAGAAAUUGAAGGGACACCGACACAUUGUGAAGUAUAUCGAUUCCCAUGCGUCUCAGCUCCGUGGGGGCGGCUACGAAGUGUUCCUGCUCAUGGAGUUCUGUUCGGGCGGAGGCCUGAUCGACUUCAUGAACACGCGCUUGCAGCACCGGUUGACAGAACCGGAGAUUAUCCAGAUCUUCUCGGACGUGGCCGAGGGCGUGGCCUGCAUGCACUAUCUGAAACCCCCGUUGCUGCACCGCGAUUUGAAGGUGGAGAAUGUUCUCAUAUCUCGACACGGGACCUCGAGUGUCUAUAAGCUGUGCGAUUUCGGCUCUGCGGCACCCCCUCGUCCAGCGGCGACUUCAGCUGCGGAGGGCCGCCUGAUCGAGGACGAUGUGCAGAGGCAUACAACGCUGCAGUACCGGAGUCCGGAGAUGAUCGAUGUCUAUCGCAAGCAACCUAUCGAUGAGAAGAGCGAUAUUUGGGCGCUAGGUGUACUUCUAUACAAGCUAUGCUACUACACAACUCCGUUCGAAGAGGUGGGCCAAAUGGCCAUCCUGAAUGCGACCUACAAAUUUCCAUCUUACCCUGUUUUCUCGGACCGCCUCAGGAUGCUCAUCACAUGGAUGUUGAAGGAGCACCCGCAAAAGCGCCCAAAUAUCUAUGAGGUAGUACAAGAGGUCUGCCGCAUGCAAGGAAAAGAAGUUCCAAUCCGAGAUAUCUACGCGAAUCGCUCUACGUCGGAAGCCCGCCGUUAUCAGGAACUCCCGCCAUCCCCAACGGAGACACCGCAAGUCGGCGCAGUGUUCUCUCCACCGAUCCAGGAGACUCAGAUUAUCCCAGAGAUUGCUCCCAUGCGGCGCGGGCGGCCGACAAAACCAACCAGUUCUCAGCACACUUCUGCAAAGCCAAGCCCCUCCCCGUUCCGUGGUGGCUCCACAGACCCCUUCGCCGUCUUGGAUGGCGGCCAAAAAUCGCGGGACUCUACGGACGAGUUCACGAAUCGGUUCCCCUCCUUGGAUCAAUUUGAUAUCCUGCACGAGAAGGGUGGCAAGUUCGACUUUGAGCCCGCGUUCGCCGAGGCGAAACAAGAGGAUGGUGAUCUUGCGCAAAGGCUCACAAACGCCUUGGCCGAUGAGGCCUUCGCUAAACGUCCUUCUCCCGCGGUGAAUGAGCAGGCUCCCCAACCACCGGUAAAGAAGCAACCCCACACGUCGCACGUCAAGAGUCGACCCUCCGAGUCUUUCAACCACCGCGAGGAACCCCAGCAGUCGCAGGUGCCCCUGUACCAACCGGUGCCGCAGAAACCAACCAUGGUCUCCACAGGAACGAUGACGUCGCCACCCCAGACGCCGUCGGUGCCGGAGCUGAAGCCCCCUAGCCGCCCCAUCUAUCGAUUUCCUUCGUCAGACCAUCAACGCCGGCCCUCCAGUCAACCAUGGCCCGCGGACGGCGACAAGAAAGCUUCCCGGCCCCUCAACCCUCCGUCCCCUACGAAGCCCUCCGCGGACCCAAGAACUUCUGCGGAUCGCAUCUCCGAGCUGUCGACCUCUUCAUCAAGGCCUUCCUUGGAAGGCAUGCGACCAUCGAACUUGGAGUUGGAAGAGCUCACGAGUCGAUCCAAAUCGGCCAACAGCAAAUCUCGCCCAUUGUCCGUCCAGGCAGCUUCCAGGUAUGACUUUGGCCGCGGCUCCGAGAGCGCACGCUCCUCACUCGAUAUCCCCAGACCUUCGUACGACAUGGGCGCGCCGCUACAACAUGCGCGAACCGAGGCAGACCGGGCCAACAUCUCGUCCGACAUCGACUAUCUCCGGGCGAGGGAAGAAGAGAGCAGCCGGAAGAAAGAGAAGCGGUACAGUGGCAGCGCCAAACACGCCAAGCGGUCGAGUCUUUCUACGUUAUCGCUGUCGGGGACCAAGACACUGUUUGCUGGUCGGUUUGGCGAUGCAUUCCGGCGCUUCGAGCAGAGCAACCCAGAAUCCAAAGCCCAGUCUCCCGCCACCGAAGAGCCGAAGCAGGUCAUGAUCACUUCGUCCGAAUUGGUAGAGGUGCCCGCCGAAAUGAGUGACGCCGAGAACGACGACAUCUCUCCGGAGAUGCGUCGGGAGCUGGAGCGCCGACGUCUUUCCCAGGAGGAGAAGCGCGUCGCCAACGCGGCUGCCGAGUAUCGCCGACAGGUAACGGAACGAGGGGAGGGGGGCUUCCGACCCGGGCCCGAUACACGGUCGUCGAUCCAGAACCGGGUGCAGUCAUUCUUAGAGGAAAGUAACAAGUCAGCGCCUCCCCCCAAGACGGCAACGGGCUAUGGCCGGUUCACGGAGGAGAUGAACCCUGCUUUGCCGGCAAAGCAGAACGACCCUCUUCCCGAACCGCGGAUCAACACCCGCGCGGCGGGGCACCUAUACGGAUCGCAGGGACAAGCGUCGCCUGUCAAGGACCGGUGGGAGACGCCAGGUAUACCCAGUCAAGAGACGGCAAAUAGUGGCUAUGCGCAAUCGCAGCGCACGGGGUCGUCUCGGCCCGCAGCACCUCCCAAGCCCAAGAGCCUGCGCGUGAAGGGAUCGGAGGUGAUCAACGAGCGCAGCCAGGCCACACCUACUACGCCAAGUGAGGAUUGGGAGGCCAAUUUCAGCCGACGGUUCCCCAGCCUGUCGGGACUAGAGAUGGAGACGGAGAUUGAGAUACCCAAUAUCCCUCUCCGGACGAAGGAAGUGUAAUUAUUAUUGAUUUAAGUGGGGGUGUGUGUAUGGAUCUAUAGACAGUGGACUAAUCUUGUUCUAUACGUAUAUAUUGUCAAUACUAGACAUGCAUUGCAAGCAUUUGCUUUAAUCCA
Messenger RNA from Aspergillus caelatus, 3470 nucleotides. RefSeq names its product putative serine/threonine protein kinase. Gene Ontology annotation, biological process: protein autophosphorylation; actin cortical patch assembly; actin filament organization. Gene Ontology annotation, cellular component: cytoplasm. Gene Ontology annotation, molecular function: protein serine/threonine kinase activity; ATP binding. The transcript has 3 exons. Bases 355 to 3354 code for a protein of 999 amino acids. NCBI's taxonomy places the organism in Eukaryota, Fungi, Ascomycota, Eurotiomycetes, Eurotiales, Aspergillaceae. The record is from RefSeq and is a predicted model, not a curated record.